GAUCUAUCCUCACAACACUCAUAAACAUGGAUAAAGAAGAUCACUUUAAUAUAUCUAUCCUUCUAAGCUUUUGUAAACACUGUGGUGAUGAUUAUGCAGGUUUAGUACCAAGAAAAUGAGAAUUCUGUCAGAAAAAUAUGAAAUUCAGAUACCAAGGGGUACUUUUCUACCUCCAGAAAAACAACAAAAUGUGAGAGGUCUGUUAAGAGAGUACUUCAACUCUAUUAGUAAACAUUUGGUCAAGGACCACCAAGAAAUGCAGAACUUUGAGAAACAAAAUUUACGAAUAUUACAGACUAAAGGAGAGCUAAGUCAAGACAGAAAAGAAAAACUUGAAGCUAUGCAGUCAGCAUUUGAUAAAUUAUUGCAAAAUGCUCAAAGUUUUGCAGAUAUUUUAGAUGAAGAUAUGCCAGAAUUAAAAAACACAAAAUAUGCCAAAAAGUGAAGAGAGUAUGAUAAUAACUGGGUCAGGUACAGACAUAGAUGACUUUGCAAUAAAUGCUGAGAAUAUAUGGUGCGAUACUGAGACUCAGAAGUUUUAUUGUGACCUUCCAGAAUUGACUGUUUUCCUUCCAACUGCAUUUUUAAAUAAAGGUCAAAAUGUUCCUACUAAUGAAAUUACUGAAGAGGUGCUCGAUUCUGAGCUUCCAGCAGAAGAACUCGAGGAUGAUGGAAAGCUGGAGGAACCUUCAGCAGCUGUUGCAGAAGAAGAGAAUGAAGAUCCCUCUACAAGUACAGCAAGCAAUAAAAUUGUGUUGGAGGCAUUUCUGAAUAAUUUACCAAAUUGUGUCAAUAGAGAAAUGAUUGAUAAUGCUGCUAUUGACUUCUUGGUAACCUUGAACAACAAGCAUAAUAGAAGAAAGCUUGUGCGCGCAUUAUUUGGUGUUAAUAGGUAAUGUUUUUCUUUAUACACCAUAAUUUAAUAGUAAC
This is a messenger RNA of Acanthoscelides obtectus, 930 nucleotides long. The record is from the annotation of a GenBank genome assembly. NCBI's taxonomy places the organism in Eukaryota, Metazoa, Arthropoda, Insecta, Coleoptera, Chrysomelidae.